AUGGAAAGCUUUAGAGUUUUUUUCCUGCUGAUUUUUCUUUGUUCACAGAUUUUCUGUUUUGAAGAAGAUGUGCCCAGUUUGGAGAAAGACCCUUGGACAGCCCUGUCUCUGAAGGAUGAGGGCUUGCAGAGCAGCUCCCUCCAGCGCUUUGCACAGCUGGUGAAAAGGGGGAAAUUCCAGCAGUUCUAUGGCCUGAUGGGAAAACGGGCUAGUGGGCACCAAGGAGGGACGUUCAUAGGACUCAUGGGACGAAGAUCCUCCAGUGGAGAGUCAACACAGGACUGGGACAACAGCCAGCCACUUCCUGCAUGGGAGCCAUAG
This is a messenger RNA of Emys orbicularis (European pond turtle), 321 nucleotides long. Its product is annotated as tachykinin-4-like. Lineage: Eukaryota; Metazoa; Chordata; Testudines; Emydidae. Bases 1 to 321 code for a protein of 106 amino acids. The transcript has 4 exons. The record is from RefSeq and is a predicted model, not a curated record.